Coregonus clupeaformis (lake whitefish) is the source of this 1807-nucleotide messenger RNA. Its product is annotated as protein LRATD2. The record is from RefSeq and is a predicted model, not a curated record. The transcript has a single exon. NCBI's taxonomy places the organism in Eukaryota, Metazoa, Chordata, Actinopteri, Salmoniformes, Salmonidae. Bases 559 to 1422 code for a protein of 287 amino acids.
UCUGCAACGACUUGCAGCCUUCAUUAUCGCUUCGGUGGUGUUGAGUACGCUAUAGUGCGGAAACUGUUAAUGCAUUCUACUUUAUCGGCCAGCACGAACAUAAGAUACAUUUUAGUCACCGGGUACGAAGAGCCUUAAACCUAUUAUUAUUGUUUCGACAUAAUCGUAUUGCUCGCGAUAGUUAAACGUUCAAACUUUACGCAUGGAGAAUAGCCUAGAGAACAUCAGGUGAUGCACAUGUAAAGGACUAGCCUACACAUGGACGGAUGGGAACUGUAUUUCCUGAAUACUAAAUGCUGCUGUUAUUCUCCAUCCAUCCCACAGCACGACACUUGUUGAUUUGAAUAGACUUCAUCACAGCAGACUGCUGCUUGGGAAUACUAUUUUUCUUUUGUGGGAGACCUGCGGCUACAGAUGGAUCGUAACCCUUCGGGAGGGUGUCAUUCGUUUUACCCGGGCUGUGUGUUACAGAGGCGGCGAUGAUCCUCGGCUUUUAACAGGUGGACCGCCUGGCACCAUCAACAUCCUCACAUACCUAUCUGCUACCAGGGAGGAGGCAUGGGCAACCAGGUGGAUAAAAUGAAACUGUCACAUCAAAGUUACGCAGAAGUUCCCACAGUGGACCCCAACGGGCUGGACACUGAGGAGGGUCCUCGGAUCGGAGUGUCUUAUAUUUUCUCAACCGAUGACGAGGAACAGGAGGGUGAUAACAGUAACGUAGAUGGAGCGGAUAGGGAGCCCCACGCUGGUACGGAACAGAAACACUACGACAAGAGCAACGAGGUGGAGUGCGCGGUUUACCACCGGGAGGAAUGUAUUUACGAGAAGAGCGUCAAGACCGCGGACAUGGAAACCUACUCCCCCGAGAUCCUUCUAAACAAAUGCAAGGCAGGUGACCUGGUGGAGUUCGUAACAACGGGGCAGUGCCCCCACUGGGCGGUGUAUGUCGGGGACUUCCAGGUGGUGCACCUGCACAGAGCAGAGAUAAAGAAUAGCUUCCUGACAGACGCCAGCCAGGGAAGGAGAUGUAGGAUAGUCAACGAGCUGUAUAAAUUCAAAGCCCUCAGCGCCGAUAUGGUGGUUCAGAACGCCAUGGAACAGGUUGGCGCUAAAGACAGAGAGUUGAGCUGGAGAAAUGCAGAGUGCUUUGCCGCUUGGUGCAGGUUUGGCAAACGGGAGUUCAAAAUGGGUGGGGAGAUCAAGAUAGGAAAACAGCCAUACAGGUUAAAGAUCCUGAUGUCAGAUAAACAAUCUCACAUGCUGGAGUUUCAGAGUUUGGAGGACUUGAUCAUGGAGAAGAGGAGAAACAACCAGCUGGGAAGGACAUCGGUGGUCCAGGAGCUGGCCAAUCAUUUGAACAGUGUCUGGGAGAUCAAAAGUGAUCCACUCAGUGAUCCAAUAACAGCACAGACUGCACAGUGAUCUGAUGGAUUUAAAGACCAUGAUGGCCCUUGCCUAUCCAAUCACAGACCACUAUUUGAGUGGCGUUCCAAACACAUAUUUUAUUCCACAUUUUGAUGAAUAGAAUAAAUACAUCGACCAUUCAUGUCUAGUUGUUAUUUGAUUGAUGGAAGAAAAAUAGUUUUAAAGGUGCAGAAUAUGAUUUGUUCACGUUGAUGUUUCAUAAUGAUUGAAAUAAAAUAUACUGUACAUGUUUCAUGUCUCACCCAGGAAACGAUCCUACAUACAUACCUCUAGCCCUAAGGUUAUGUCAUUCUGAUGAAAACAUGUUGUAGAGUAUAGGUUGAUCAAUCAUCUAGCUUAUUGUACCGUACCAAUAAAUUAAGUCAAGUAAAUGAUCAUUACA